GAUUCUCUGGUAAAUACACAGGAAAUGAACUGACGGAGUUCAAGGAAAAGACGGAAAACUUACUCAUCAGCUACGCAGUGGCGUUUUUCGCAGCAAUCGUCAUUGUCAACAGUCUGGUGUGUUUCAUCAUCUGUAUUUCAUCUAACAUCGCUCACCUUCGGGACAACCGGUUUGCAACACUGAACGCCUACGGAGCAGAGGAAGUGCGCAACUCAAAGCAUUCCGUGCUGGACACAAACAUGUAGUCUUCUCUCGUCAACAUCCGAGGGUGUAGCUGCUCGGUUUUGCCAUCAGACAUCAUGUGACCGGCGUCGGAGCACGACCUACAUCUCAUCGUCAACUGCUUUGUUUGCGUCUUUUUGCUUGGGCCCUCGGUGGCAGGAUCUUGGGUGGAGAAAAAGAUCAAAUGAUCAACUGUUACUUUUGUGUCACUUUUCUACAAGUUCGGAUUUUAGAGAAAGUAAUGCAACCCAAGCGUAGAUAAAUAGCUUCCUUUCUAUCUUUUCCAUGUGUAACCUGUUGAAUUCAAUUCAUGAAACAACGGUACACAUGUCUACAGUAUGUGCAGUUGUCAACUUGUAUAACUAGGAAUUGUAUAGGCCUACUUACUAUUUCUUUUUAAGAAAAAAAAAGUACAAAUGAAAAGGGUUCAUAUUCCAGAAAGACGGAGAAGCAAAAGUUUUGAAAUACAUGGAGAGCUCCAUUGGAUCAUGAUCUGGGCAUGGCCUGACCUCAAGAGCUUCAAGGGGGGGGGGGUUACUCUUUUUCUGGCGUGGCUUCCCCCUACUCCAACACUCUCUGAUCUUUCCUCGCUGAUCUGCCCUGUAGAGGCGGAUAUUUCAAGACAUUGUGGUCUUAUCAGAGGAUCAGCACUCCUUGAUGGACAAACAUGAAUUUAUGUGAAACCCGGAACUUGGCAGAAUUUUGUUCAUGAUAUUGUUUUUCUGAAGAUCUGUAUCCUGCGACAAACAUCCGUUGUUUCUAUAGUAGGCGCCACAUCACGGUUUUCUCACAUUUCAUAAGGGAUGGGGGGUUGGUUUUUUUAAGGUAGCCAUACUUAUGUAUCAGUUUUCUUAUUCAAAUUAUUCAAAUCAUAGAAUCAUGUAUAUUUUCUACUGGCUUUUAAUUCUCUUUACCUUUUUAACAUCUUGACAAUUCUUUGAAUGUAUGAUCUUUGAGAAUUUCUCAGUAAGCAAAGUGUCCCCAAUAUCCUGUCUUACUUCAAGGACUUUAUUUUGUCACUGCUUUCAGUCUUACUAAUGUUACUAAUCUCGUAAAAUCUUCAAAACAGCAUCAAGAUUAGAAGCUGUUUAAGCCAGAUUUCAAAGUAAGCACCAAUAAUGACUUCACUUGGGAGCAGCCUAGUAGCAUUUAGAUCAGAUAUAGAAAUACAGACAGAGAGAAAGAUGCAGUGAGGUGUGCUGACAAAAUUAGUUACUUCUCAGAUUUAGGUUGUUAUGGAAAUUGAUUCAUCAACUUUAUGGGUGAAGUUUGUACAAUUUGUAAGUAUGGAAGAAUGAAAGACUCAGUAAAAUGGCAUCAAUUGAAAAUCUAUAAAUCUGACCCCUGUGUCGAUUUUUGGACCAUAUCUCCAUUCUUGGAUUGCGAGACGUAACUCAUUUAGUCAGCACGCCUCACAGAUGUACUUUUUCAGUCCUGUUAUACCACAAGGUGUCGAGGUAGGUGUAACUGUAAGAUGUGGGUCAGGUGCACUGUCGCGGAGAUGGUUCAUAAUCGUAAGAGGAAAAAAUGAGGGGACUGUUCUCAGUGACCCAUUGGUUAUGAAAUGCUUAAGUAACACCUCUCUUUUGUUAUAAGAAAAGAAUAUUUUGUAUCAAGGGAUGGACAUUACUGGCUAUUUGUGCAGUAAGGUUUUCUCAUUAGGUUUUUUGUUUUCCCUUCUUUAUGAAUGCAAGCCAGUGAAGAUAAUAGGCAGCCACUCUGUGUUUUGACUCUCAUACUUCUGCUCUGAUUCAUCCAUUUCUCUUUUGGCCGCUGUGUCUGUUUUCAUUAAUAAGAAUCUCUGUGCAAUUUGAAUGUGCAUAAAAAAAACAAGAGUUCAUAGUAGAACGUUAUGUGUUUUUUAAAGAGAUGGUGCAGAUUGGAAGAGGAAUCUCAUGACAGUGAAAAUUUUCAUCCUUUAACAUUUGACUUGUCGGGAUUUUUUCUUAAACUUCAUUGUUUUAAGUGGCAAAUGCUAUCAUGCAAUACUUGUUGUAAACUGCUUCAAUAUACCCAAGCAUCAUACUGUCUUACUCGGCUUCAUGCACCCAUUACCAUCUAUGUGUUAAACAAACUUAUGCUUGUCUGUCAUUUCAUAUUCAAAUGAUGCCAUUGUCCGUGCAUUCUUCAUGCAUCCAGCGGUCCAUAAAUAUUUCUGUAAGUGUUGUACAAUUCAAUUCUUUCUAAGAGCUACGAUGUUCAAUUACAUUAUAAUGAAUAUUUGGAAUUAUAGACUAUUAUAUAUGUCGAGAUCAGAAGUUACCAUACAUGAAAGUUGAAAUUGUAAAUGUUUUAUUUUUUUUUAUAUAACAUUUGUCGUAGUGUUUCGGAUAGAAAAAGAUCAAACACGAGAAAAUUUCACCAAAGUGAGAAGAAUUCAGUGACUUACCAAACAAAUACAGUGGCCGUACAACCAAUUAUAGUCAAGAUUUGAAACAAAUUACAACUUUGCCAUAC
Messenger RNA from Aplysia californica (California sea hare), 2679 nucleotides. RefSeq lists its product as uncharacterized. Gene Ontology annotation, biological process: neuron projection development. Gene Ontology annotation, cellular component: plasma membrane. The record is from RefSeq and is a predicted model, not a curated record. NCBI's taxonomy places the organism in Eukaryota, Metazoa, Mollusca, Gastropoda, Aplysiida, Aplysiidae.